AAGAGAAAGAAGACCUUGAAGAAAGACAUGAAGAGAAGGAAAAGGCGAAGGGAACCGUCAAAUCUUUAGUAGAAAAUGAAAUUAAUGAAAUCGAAGUGAGAGAAGAAGGAUCAGAAAAAGAUGAGUUGGAGCAGAUAAUUAUUCAAACUGAAGAACUUACCCAAGAAAUCCGAGACGAACCUCAACAAAAACAAAUUGGAAUUACCGAACAAUUAUUCCAGAUCUUAGGAUUAAAGCCUAAGCCCAAAAAGAAGCACAGACGAUAG
Molecule: messenger RNA, 266 nt
Organism: Ambispora gerdemannii
Lineage: Eukaryota; Fungi; Glomeromycota; Glomeromycetes; Archaeosporales; Ambisporaceae
Source: the annotation of a GenBank genome assembly